Aethina tumida (small hive beetle) is the source of this 3425-nucleotide messenger RNA. RefSeq names its product voltage-gated potassium channel subunit beta-2 (gene Hk). Gene Ontology annotation, molecular function: potassium channel regulator activity; transmembrane transporter binding; voltage-gated potassium channel activity. The coding region runs from base 759 to 2102 and encodes 447 amino acids. The transcript has 11 exons. Gene Ontology annotation, biological process: regulation of potassium ion transmembrane transport; potassium ion transport. Lineage: Eukaryota; Metazoa; Arthropoda; Insecta; Coleoptera; Nitidulidae. Gene Ontology annotation, cellular component: voltage-gated potassium channel complex; cytoplasm. The record is from RefSeq and is a predicted model, not a curated record.
CAAAAGAUCGCGCCGUCUCCUCCCCAUAGAGCGGCAUCGUGUCAUCGUGCAGCUUACAGAGCGCCGAACAGCGCAAACGGCGAACGGCGCGUUUCAGCGUCAGCGGGAGAGAAGAGUCCUGACAAGCUGAAAAGCUCUCGGAACCGGUUCGGCCUUAGUCGUGUCGCGCAGCGUAUAACUGCAAUGACGACACACAACUGCCCAUAUUAUAACAUCGUCCCUGUAACAACAGUUAAUUUUAUUAUUAAAAUGGUGUGAUUAAUAUUAUGUUUUCAAUAAAUUAACGAAACGACGAAGGUUGUGAGAAGGGAAGAAGUUCGCGAGUUCAUAUUUCCCCGUAUAGGUUAUAAAGGUUUAAAUAAUUAGCUAACGACUAGUGAAAGAGUAGUGAUAAAGAUAUUUUAAGUUAAGCAAUAGCGACCGUUCUACUCCAUUUACCAUAGUUCUUCCGUUUAAAAGAUAGUGUGAUAUUCGUAGUUCCAGUUUUCUACCCGAAAUCUCUCUCGUCAUUCGAUAAAGGAUUCGUGUCAAACUUUUACAAUGAUAUGUUUCAUUUCAGUACAUAAGAAUGAGUGGUAUUUGAUCCAGAAGAAGGACGAAAAUUGCUUGCCUUAUUCAAAAGAUACCUUGUAGUGCCUACUGCUGCUUUAAAAAGACAGAUUUAAACGAUUCCGCAAUAAGUCGUCAAUACCAAUAAUCCUGAGUGAUAUUAUUAUUAGUUAGAAAAAUCGAGCUAUUACCAAUUCUAAGUACAUAAGAUGUCUCACGUUGCUUUAUGUAAUUAUACCAACAACGAUAAUAAUAAUAAUGACAACAUUAGUGAAGAUUCCAGCCAAUUGCCCACAAUUUAUAGGUGUCGGGCGCCGAUAGCAAGUUUGGACUGCAUGGAGGAAUUUAGCGCCGGAAGCGCUCUGAGCGCACUGGGCGAUCGACCCGGUGACGGCAUUUCCAAGGAGCAACUGCUGCUCAGCGGUCUGACCCACACCGCCCCUGCGGCACCCCUUCAACUGGCGCGACAGACCUCCGUGACACCCGGUCUCAGGUACAGAAACAUGGGCAAGAGCGGACUCAGAGUCUCCAACAUCGGAUUAGGGACUUGGCCCACGUUCAGUCCCAAUGUGACUGAGGAACAGGCUGAGCAGAUCAUCACGUUGGCUGUGGAAAGCGGGAUUAACGUGUUCGACCUGUCCGAAGCGCACUCAGGUACAAGAGCAGAAGUGGAACUUGGCCGGAUACUGCAGAGAAGGGGAUGGAAACGAACCAGCUUUAUCGUCACCACCAAGAUUUAUUGGAGUACCAGGUCUGAGGAAAGGGGCCUCUCUCGGAAACAUAUCAUAGAAAGUGUAAAGGCGAGUCUCCUACGUCUGCAGCUGUCGUACAUCGACGUCGUCAUCGUCCACAAAGCUGAUCCCAUGUGUCCCAUGGAAGAAGUGGUGCGAGCCAUGCACUAUGUGAUAUCUCAGGGAUGGGUAAUGUAUUGGGGGACGGCCCGAUGGUCGCCGGUGGAAGUCAUGGAAGCCUACACCAACUGUCGCCAGUUCAACUGCGUAACACCAAUUGUGGAACAAGCCGAAUACCACAUGUUCUGUCGCGAAAAAACGGAACUCUACAUGCCCGAACUGUACAACAAAAUCGGUGUGGGUCUCAUGGCUUGGUCGCCCAUCUCCAUGGGCUUCUCUCAGGGUAAAGACGACGGGAGCAGCAUCCAGCUGUUUUCCAGAGCCAGUUUCCGGAACAAGUACAGCUCCUUCUCUUGGACCGAAGAUGAAACUGCGGCCGCAAACAAAGAAGGUUACAGUUGGAUGAAGGACAGAAUUCAGCCGGAGGAGACCAGAAGACACUCGGAGCGAAUCAGAGAACUGAACGCGUUGGCCGAAAGACUCGGCUGUUCCCUCACCCAGCUUGCUGUGGCGUGGUGCUUGAAGAACGAAUCCGUGCAAUGCUUGUUGUUGGGAGCCAGUUCCACCGAUCAACUUUACGACAGUAUACAGUCAUUACAAUUAAUUCCUAAGCUUAACACCAACAUGAUUGCCGAAAUCGAACGCAUCUUAGAAAAUAAGCCAACUCGACCUCCCAUGGUAUCAACGUUGGCGCUUAGAUGACAAUCAAUGUGCCCCCCUGGAUCCAUCAGCGGUGGACAGGGAGGCACGAGCAACGCGGAGAGCCCGAAAGGAGACGAUCUGAGCAACGCGGACACGGAACCAAAAGAGAGCCAGAAACUGCCGUUCUGUGAGAUUCAGUGACAAAAGGUUACCGAGUUUGUAAAAACUCGUAAAAUAAAAACUCCAGACGAAAAGCCGGCCAAAGAGAAGGUGCGGUGGUCGUACAGUCCGGAAGAAGGGCCCAAGUGCACCACGGAGCCGUUCGUCAGCAAAAAGAAGGACAAGAAAGCGGCGCACAGUCCGGUGCAAGUAUGAAACUCACAAAUUCACGAAAUCCUGAUCUGAGGUGACUCUUUUGCUGGAAUACGCACGUAUUCCCUUUGUCUGUGCGUCCAAGUCGCGGACAGGACCGACUUUCGCUACAUGGCAUCCUCCUCCCCACAAUAUCAAUAUCUUAUUCGGUGCUCGUAACACUCAUACACAAACAUCUAAUUUAUAUUUAUUCUGUAUGUGUACUUCCAGUUUGACAAGAAAUGAUCGAUUCUUUACCAUUUCCUUACUACAUUAAACAAACACUUACUGAAGAAUGAAAAAGUAUCGCUUCGAAGAGCAAAUCAGUAUUAAUAAUAAGUUUGUGGGUAAAUAGUUGAACAGCUCUGUUACAUUUCCAUUUGGCAAAUUAUUCUAGUCAUGGUAGUAAACAUAAUAAGUUAUAUGAAAGACGAAUGAAAAUUAAUUUUAAGUGAAGCGGACGGAAUACAUCAAACUUGGGUGUAAAACUCGUGAGGAGCGUUUGACAGAAUGUUUUUACUGUUACUACUUCAACUAAAUCACCAACGCAAAGUGUUUUGCUUUGAAAUCACUUUCACAACAGUGAUUACCUUAAUACGUUCCGUACUAAUUUGGAAAAGAACAGAACCAAUAUUCAAUUGCAGACAAUAAUUAAAAGUAUAUUCAAAUCGUACUGUUGUACUGUUGUACUGUUGUGCUGUCGACUCGAGUGAAGAUCAAAACUUAGAAAGUACUAAGUACUAGAACAACAACUGUGAUUUUGGAUGUGAGUUAUAGAUACGAAUUAUUUGAACCAGGCCAACAAUCCUUCGAUAGAAUAUAAAUACGUGGUAAAAGCAAUCGUCCCGAAGGACAACCGAUGGUGGAGAAGAGGAACGCACAGAUUGUACGCCGACGUUUCUGAACCGAAAAUUAUAGAAGCAUAAUAUAUGUCUAGUACGAUCGUUUUAUAAAAACCUAGUCGAGAUUUUGGACUGAAUAAAUUAUUGACUUAAUUUUAUUUUAUUUUAUUUAAUAAAUGUGUCUUUUGUA